CUUCCAUGAGAUGGCCAUGUAUGAUCUCCCCGCCAUGGUGGACUUCAUCCUAAGGCAAACUGGGCAGGAGAAACUGUUCUACGUUGGCCAUGCUCAGGGCAACUCUCUGGGUUUCAUAGCAUUUUCGAGCAUGCCACAUCUGGCUGCGAAAAUCAAACUGUCCUUUGCGCUGGCUCCUCUCUACACCUUCCAUCACGUUAAAGGCCCUGUGGUAAAGAUAGCGUUUUUACCAGACGUGGUUCUGAAGACAAUAUUUGGAACAAAACAGCUGACUCUGGUGGAGAGGAAGGAGAGCGCCAUCCUUGCAAAGAUGUGCAGCAAUGACCUGACAGCUGAAGUCUGUGAAAACGAGAUCUUCCUUAUUGGCGGGUACAACAAGAAGAACUUGAACGCGAGCCGACUGGAUGUAUACCUAGCUCAUUUUCCAGACUAUACAUCAGUAAAAACUCUUCUCCACUGGGGACAG
Molecule: messenger RNA, 466 nt
Organism: Eurypyga helias (sunbittern)
Lineage: Eukaryota; Metazoa; Chordata; Aves; Eurypygiformes; Eurypygidae
Product: putative lysosomal acid lipase/cholesteryl ester hydrolase
Exons: 4
Source: RefSeq, a predicted model, not a curated record